Brassicogethes aeneus is the source of this 1535-nucleotide messenger RNA. The record is from the annotation of a GenBank genome assembly. Lineage: Eukaryota; Metazoa; Arthropoda; Insecta; Coleoptera; Nitidulidae.
AUGGCAGAAAGACCCCGUAUAUUACAAGCGACCACCCCCGGUACAUUCUCAAGGUCACUGCUGUCAAACAUAACCUCAACGCCAAACGUCAGUGCGAUGUCUACAAAAAAUGAAGUCGAGCUUAAAAACUUUUUUAUCUUUAAUUCCAGCCUAGGACCCAAAGAAGGGGAGGAAAUUAAAAAAAUUGUUUAUUAUUUUCCACCCACUGACAGCAACGAUCAACAAAUAAAGAAUGUGGGGCUUGUGGAGGGAAUUAUACAAUUUACUGAGACGUUCAAGCCUAGUUCUGAAGUAAGUUCGUUACAUACAUUAAAACAAAGGCAGUUGUAUUAUCAGCCUGAGAAAGACUUUUGGAUUGUGAUGACGCUGAUAGUUCCCACAGUUAAAAAAAAUAAGGAUAGUACAAGUACCAUUGAAUAUCUUGAAGAUGAUAUCCAAGAUAACGUUUAUAGUGCUGUGUUACAGCAAGCCUAUUUAAUGUACAGGUUAUUUUGGGAUACAUUCCAUAACGCAUUUAAAAAAGAUGAUAUUAAUGUGUUUAAAACAAGGUUGGAUGUAUUUUAUAGCGCAUACAUUAAAACGAUGAAAUUGGCCCAUUCAGAUAUAUUAAAUAUAUUUUCGGGCAUACAGUAUUUACCUUUAGACAUGCAAUCAUUUCUUAAAGUACAAACAUUUAUUAACGAGCUAGAGUGUAAUUAUAAUGAUAUUGUACACUCGGCGUUUUUAUACAAUGAUCACUUAAUAUGGAGUGGUAUUGAACCAUCGGAUAUGAAAAUAGCGUACCAAUACCUGAUAGGUACGCUUCUGCCGGCGAAUAUGGAAACAGAGCUGCAAGGAGGUUCGAUGCCGAGAAAUUCCGGUUCCCCUUUUGCCGCCUUGCACCACGGCAGGUUCAUAACCGGGCCUACCAACCUAAAAACCGCCAAAACCGUGGGGAAAGUCCCCAAAAUUUACCUGUUCGGAGGAAAAACACCUUGCACGUAUCGCCUUGCCGUAUACAGGGCGUUAAGUGCAUCCGUGUGUUUGUUUAUAAAGGAUGUUGAGUUGUCUUUGGGUUUUUUCAAGGAACUGGACGAGUUUAUGAGUUCAAAAAUUACGAGCAUAGUGUCUGAUAUAGCAGAGUAUUGCUCAAAACAAGUAUUAACGCCGAGUAGCCUGCCAGAGAGUACCCCUAGAUUUAUUUAUUUCAAUAAACUAAACUUGGCCUAUAAAAGUACAGUUCAUCUGGAUAACAAGCAAAGCGGGAAUAUUGUUUGUGCUAGGGAUUCUUUAAAAAUAAUAGCCGAUAUAAACAAGAAGAAGGGCAUUUUUGGACAUUCUGGGGAAGUUAUUGUCAAAACUAUGAAUGAUUAUUGGGUCGUCGGUAAGACUUCGAAUUCCAGGGAGUUUUAUAUUGCCAUCAAUCAGAAAAAUGCAAGUCUGAUUGACAUUAGUGAUGAAGUAAAGAAAAUAUGUGAUACAGAACUGAAGGGAAUAUUUUUUCACCCCAUAUAAUUAAUAUAAGUGUAAAUAAUAAAACAAUUAAGUACUAAAAA